Electrophorus electricus (electric eel) is the source of this 5875-nucleotide messenger RNA. It is a transcript of the gene slc24a3, whose product is annotated as solute carrier family 24 member 3. Gene Ontology annotation, biological process: intracellular calcium ion homeostasis; calcium ion transmembrane transport. Lineage: Eukaryota; Metazoa; Chordata; Actinopteri; Gymnotiformes; Gymnotidae. The record is from RefSeq and is a predicted model, not a curated record. Gene Ontology annotation, cellular component: plasma membrane. Gene Ontology annotation, molecular function: calcium, potassium:sodium antiporter activity; calcium channel activity.
CUAGGUGUUUCAGCAGCUGCACUUCUCCCAGAUGUACGGACACUACUCUCUUUCUCCCGCUCCCUAAUUCACGAACUCCCUCCCGCGCCCGUGUCCCGUGUGAACUGACACCAAGCGGACGCACCGAUGGAGCGCUCCCUACGCUCGCAGCAUCCCUAUUUCAUCCCAUUCGAAUUUGAAAUAAUAUAGGAAAGAUUAUCAACACGACCAAGCUGAGCUUGGACUUUUCGAUCACCUUCCACUUUACGUUCUGAAACUUUUUUUUGUUUGUUUUUGUAUUUUUCAUUUCUCCACUCUCGUGUUCACUGAAAUAUACUUAGUGUCCAGACUUCGUGAUGGAUGAGGAUGUCUCUAGCAAGAUGCUUGCAGCUGUCCGGACGCGGCCGCUGCGAGUGAUGCUUAACCAGAAGAAGAUCAAAGCCAGGAGGAAAAGGCGAAAGGAGUUGUUCUGGGGACAGAUGUGCUCGAUGGGGCUACUUCUCUUGGUGGUGUUGGGACUAUCACGAUUUGCGGAACAUUCUGGCUAUGCCCUAUCGAGCUUCUCCCCUGAGGUCAGCGACAAGUGGGAGAGCCGCAGGCUGCUCGAGCACUUCGCCAACGAGACGGAGGAGCCGAGAGCCGAGAGAAACUGCACAAUGCCAGGUAUACAUGAGUUCCCUGAGGAUGUUUUCACCAACCAGGAGCGAAUGGAGGGAGCAGUGGCCCUUCACAUCAUGAGUGCCAUGUACAUGUUUUAUGCCCUGGCCCUGGUGUGUGAUGAUUACUUUGUACCCUCCCUGGAGAAGAUUUGUGAGCGUCUGCACCUUAGUGAGGAUGUUGCUGGAGCCACAUUCAUGGCAGCUGGCAGCUCUGCUCCUGAACUCUUCACCUCUGUGAUAGGAGUGUUUGUCACCAAGGGGGAUGUGGGAGUAGGAACGAUUGUAGGUUCGGCCGUCUUCAACAUCCUCUGCAUCAUUGGAGUGUGCGGGAUAUUUGCUGGGCAGGCGGUUCGCCUCUCCUGCUGGACUCUAAUGAGAGACUCAGUCUACUACACUAUCUCAGUGGCCACUCUCAUCGUGUUCAUCUAUGAUGAAAAGGUGACAUGGUGGGAAUCUCUUGUCCUGAUUCUGAUGUACCUUGUUUACAUUUUAAUAAUGAAGUGUAACUCACGUGUUGUGCACUACUUUGAGCGGAGGAAGAAGAACUCUGCUAACCUUGGUAACGGCACAGCCAGCAACACAGAGCUCGAUGAUGGCUGUGAUGCUACAGCUGUGCUACUCAGAAAAGCCAAUUUCCACAGGACGCCCUCAGUGCUGAUGGUAGACGAGCUGCUGUCUGCGUACCCCCACCAACUUUCCUUCUCUGAGGCUGGCAUGAGAAUCAUGAUUACCAGCCACUUCUCCCCACGCACCCGCCUAACCAUGGCCUCCCGCAUGCUCAUCACAGAGAGGCAGCGUCUGAUAAACAGCCGUUUCAGUAAUGGUGACUCCGAGAUGACGGUGAAGAUUCCCGGGAGGCUUGGCGUGGAGAACGGCCUGGCCGGGGUGGAGCGAGGUCUACACGGACGCAAGGGCGCGUACCGAGACGACUACAGGGGAGGGGCGGAUGCUGGCACCGACACAGAGAAUGAGAAUGAAGACGAGAACAACGAGAAUGAUGAAGAGGAAGAAGAAGAAGAUGAGAAUGAGGGGCCUCUUGUCCCCUUCCGUUGCCCAGCGGGGAAGUGCAGUAAACUGAAGUGGAUGCUGGCGUGGCCUCUGUCUCUGCUGCUGUUCUUCACUGUGCCCAACUGUGCUGAGCCCCGCUGGGAGCGCUGGUUCAUGGUCACCUUCGUCACCUCCACACUCUGGAUCGCCGGCUUCUCCUACAUCAUGGUGUGGAUGGUGACGGUUAUAGGGUUUACCCUGGGUAUCCCAGAUGUCAUCAUGGGCAUCACAUUCUUGGCUGCGGGCACCAGCGUCCCUGACUGUAUGGCAAGCCUUAUAGUGGCACGGCAAGGCUUGGGUGACAUGGCAGUGUCUAAUUCCAUUGGGAGUAAUGUGUUUGAUAUCCUGGUGGGCCUGGGACUGCCCUGGGUCCUACAGACUCUGGCCAUUGACUACGGUUCAAUUGUUCCUCUGAACAGCAAAGGCCUAAUUUUCUCUGUUGGACUGCUGCUGGCGUCUGUGUUCCUCACAGUUUUGGGUGUACAUCUGAAUAAGUGGACCCUGGACAAACGUCUGGGCUUCAUGUGUCUCCUGAUGUAUGCUGUUUUCCUGUGUUUCUCCAUCCUUAUUGAAUUCAACGUCUUUAUAUUCGUCAAUUUGCCUACUUGCAAAUGAGGCCUCUCCUCUUCAUCAGUACCAUUUCUCCUGAUCGGUCCCCUGAGGACUAAGGCAUUGGUUCUCAGUCUGAGGAAGAUUCUUUUGGAAAACUUUAUUCAAUGAUCCUGGAAUUCCUCUCUUUUUUGCAAUGCUGACAGGGCCCUGGGUCAGCAGCUUUGGUCAGUAGAGGAGAAUAGAGCGCAGCAUGGGUCUGUUCCAAGAUAAACCUUCUGGGACAUGAAGGGGAGGUGCUCAGAGAUGACUUCUGCCUGGUUUGACGUGAAAACGCAAAGGUUUUUUGAGUAUUUAUACGGAUAUGGAAAUUCUGAAUUAUUACUGAAAUAAUAUGAAUAUUAUAUCUUAUGUUUUAUGACUACAUUUGUUUUACUAGCUGCUAAACUGGCAGAUGAAAGGCUGGACUGAAGAUAUGGCAUGAUGAACUGAGUUCUUCUUGAGAUGAUAAUCAUCUAAACUAUGAUAAAUAUUAAAAUUUUAAUAAGAUUAUUAAGUUUGAAAAAUUAUUCUGGGACUAGCCAAAAGGAAGCGGUGGCCUGUUCCGUAUGAGUACUGGUACUGGUGGGCCUGACCAUGCGGCUGAAGAUUCCUCUCUUAUCAUGGGCAUUAUCUUUGACAUCUCCUUCAGCCCUUCCUCCCCAGCUACAUCUGGAUUCCAGGGAUAAUGACCAUAUGAUUGCUUUUUUGAGAAGAAUAUAAGCAAAGCAGAGGUUGAAAGGUUGCUAUAUAUGAAUAUUUUAUUUUAGGUUUAUAUUAGAUCAUAAUAUUUAUAACAUAUAAUAAUAAUCUUUCCAACAAGCUCUGGACAGUUUUUAUUUUUCCUUUUUUAUUUUUAAUUGUUUCUUGAAGAUUAUUGGGGAUAUUCAAAUGCAGUUGUACAAGCCUAGAUGUAAACAUUUGGGUCAGAGUUAGAUUAUUUAUAUUUUAAAGUGAGAAUAUGCUGGCCCUGGUACAAGGGAUAUGUAAAAAGAUGUUUACGAAUCAUUUGUUUUGUGUCUAUUACUCUGUAUAUAUUGUGGAAGAGUUUCUUCUAUUUAUUAAUUUAUUGAAACCUAUGUAUGUACAUUAAUUUCCUAUUGCAGUCCUUAAAAAAAGCCACAGCGUUCCCAAAGAGACUAUUUUGGACUUACAGCCAAGCUAUGUCACUUUAUCUUUCAAAGCUUUAUGUGUCAAAUAUUCUUUACUAAAACUUUUUCAGCGUACCAGAGUUUUCCUGCCAUGGCUCGGCUUGAACAGCGUAUGUUCAGCCCAAUGAGUUUACUUUUUUUCUAAACAAAUUGAAAACCCAAGUAGCUGAUUAGCAGGAAUAGUUCUUGUUAAAAUGAAGCUAGUAAAGUUUCUUGAUGGUUACAUUUUAGCAAAACAGUCUAUUCAAGGCAUGUCUAUUGGUUUUAUGUAGAUGUGAAAUUCUGCUCUCUGAGCCUACUCAUAUCACAGUAGCUUUCUAGACUUGAAGGGGUUUUAGAGAGUGCAGCUGAAUAUGAAAGCUAAUAUGUCUGAACUGCUUUCACAAAGCAUAACUUAAGCUAUUUUUAAGUUAUACUUGGAUUGCAAGAUCUUAAAUGAUUUGUCACUACAGUGGAUCUGGCUGAGAUCUGUGGUACAACAUUUGUAUACCUAUGAGCUUUGACAUUGGAUCUACCAUACACUGUCAUCAAAGGUCUCUAAAGAGUUGCCAUGCUGUGGAUUGAGUGGUUGAUCAGAGCCCAUGUAGCAAUGUAACAGGUGUCUCCACAUAAGAAUGAAUCUUAUAAGAACAGAUGUGGUUUACACACCGAGCAAUUCACUUGCUCUUACUGUUCAUAUCUUAAGUAGAAUUCACCUGAUAUAACCUAUCUGUACAACUCAGCAAAGUAUUUUAUCACAAAGCAACUGUACUUUGUAUUGCAAAGUGUUUCAAAAUGUUCAAACUUAGGAUGUGCAUCGAAAAAGAAUUGAUAUCUACACAUUAGCUCAUAAAGCUAAUUAAAUUUGUCAGCUCUUUGUUGAUUUUGAAAAGUGUUUCUUUUCACAUAUUUAGUCACAGUUUCUGCAGAGUCUUCAUUUGUUACUACUAGGGUAGAGAGUAAAGUGUCUUUUUAGCUCCUCUGAAAUCAAGAUUCGCCAUGAUAAUAAAUAUGUUGGUACCUUUAUCACUUUGGAAAUAUCAACGAGGAGAUGUAUUACAUGUAAUUCCCAAAAUUGCAACCAGUAUUAGAUAUAGGAUUGAGCAAUGUACCACUUCUACUUAAUGUAAAGCUUGGUUAAUUCCAAAUAUAAUAUGUUUAAUAUGGAGCUGUUAUUCUUGGAUAAUAAGGGUUGUUUAUCAUUAGUUAGUAGGGUAGCUAAUUUGUUGUUUUGUGGAAAGUUAUAUUUAGAAGAUUAUUUAAAAACUGAGGGAAACAGGAUUCAAGUUAGAGAUCCAGUUGAUUUAUAAUGCAAUAAUAACCAUUAUUAAUGUGUACAUAUUUUCUCUUGUUUGUCUUGAAAAUGACACUAUACACUUUACAGAAGUGAAUAGCUUACUUAAAUAUUUCAGUCAGCAAAGGGCGUGAUUUUUGUUGAGGUACAAUAUAUGUAGAUGAGAGCAUCAACUUUGACAUUCAAAAGCCACACAGCUGGCUCGUAAUAAAUUAUAAUAAUGCCACAGUAUUCAAAGUGUCUCACUAACACUGCUUGCAUUCUCAUAGAGACAGGCUACUAGUAACAGCCAGUGACUGCAUUCAUAUUUUUCGGUACAUUACCUCGAUAAGGACAAAUUUCUGUUGCGACCGAUGUUUAGUGGCCAGUUUCAAUUCAAGUUAAUGAAAUUGUUUUCAGUAGGGUACUGUGCUCCUGUUUUUCUGUGUGCACAAUGAUCACACCAACCAUAAGGAAGGGCAAGCACAAGUUAUUAGCCCCCACUUAUGGGUAGAACCUUUUGCCACAUAGAUGCCACUGAGAUGCUAGUGUAUCUGCUAGUGUCCUGCUAAUUUGCCACAUAGAUGCCACUGAAAUGCUAGUGUAUCUGCUAGUGUCCUGUUAAUUUGCCACAUAGAUGCCACUGAAAUGCUAGUGUAUCUGCUACUGUUCUUUAAUGGAUGAGAACAUUUUUGAAAACACAAAUGUGAUAUAAAAGGGUGAUGCAUUGCUGAUGUACAUAUAUACAUACAUGUAAAUGUAUUUAUAUUUUUUGUCUUAACCUGUAUAUCUGUUGACUAUAUUUUCAUAGAUACUGUAUGAUGUUUGGAUCCUUUAUUCAUUUUCAUUGUGCUUUGAUUAAAAUGCCCUUGGGUUUAUUCAUUCGCAUGAGGAGUUUGAUAUAAGAAAUUACUUAUGUUUGUUAUUAUAUAAUGGUGGACACUGAGGAAACAGCUGUGGAAUUAGACCUCCUAGAUCAUUGCAUGUUCUUUUCAGGGAAAUACUGCUGGAUCUUUGAUUCUUCAAUGAUGGUAACAGUAAAUGUUUAAGUCAGCAUAAAUGGUUCGCUAUACAUUGCAGAAAACAUGAGAAAGUGAUUUGCUUUAUGUACUGAAGUAUUUUGUUGGUGUUAAAGUGUAUUUCAGAGUACAUUUUUGCUACUCAAGCAUAAAUAAAAUGAUCUUUGCUAAGGCCAAAGA